This is a messenger RNA of Ochotona curzoniae (black-lipped pika), 3535 nucleotides long. It is a transcript of the gene ACOX1, whose product is annotated as acyl-CoA oxidase 1. The record is from RefSeq and is a predicted model, not a curated record. Gene Ontology annotation, biological process: lipid homeostasis; fatty acid beta-oxidation using acyl-CoA oxidase; very long-chain fatty acid metabolic process. Bases 871 to 2652 code for a protein of 593 amino acids. Gene Ontology annotation, molecular function: FAD binding; fatty acid binding. The transcript is spliced from 13 exons. NCBI's taxonomy places the organism in Eukaryota, Metazoa, Chordata, Mammalia, Lagomorpha, Ochotonidae. Gene Ontology annotation, cellular component: peroxisome.
UCUUCCUUAAGAGCUUUUGGUUACAGCUCUACCAGCACAUAUUCUGUUGAGUUCCUUUGAUUGUCAAGGAAAACCUAAAAAUAAAGCAAAACUUAAGAAGCCACACACUUAAAAAGUAACCCAGUCAAACCACCAAAUAAUACCAGCAAAACCAAAAAUAAAGGGUUUCAGGUGAACACUUGGCUGCUAUUUGUUUCCUGGAUUAAGUAUAGAAUUUAAACAGGAAUCCGUCUUUAGAAUGGAUAGAGGGAGAAAAAAUACCACCAGGUCCUGCUGUUGGCUUUCCAGGUUAUAAAAUGGCAAAAUUGAUUUAAAUUUACUUUUAUAAGGAAGAAGUUUUUAUGUCCCCUGUGCUUUAUCCCAAGGGCCAGGCGGCUGGGCAGGCGUGGGCAGUGUGUCUCCCCUGUCAUGCUACGGGCUGAGUGGGCGGCGGGCUGUCUCCCCAUCCCUGUCCUGCAGGCCACAUCUUCCCUGUCCCCAUCCUGCGGGCCACGUCUUCCCCGUCCUGGGGCCAUGUCUCCCCAUCCUGGGGCCUCAUCUUCCCUGUCCUGGGCCACAUCUUCCCCAUCCUGGGGCCAUGUCUCCCAGUCCCGGGGGGUCCUGGGGCCGUGUCUCCCGGUCCUGCUCGCCAAGUCUUCCCGUCCUGGGGCCACGUCUCCCCAUCCCCAUCGUGCGGGCCACAUCUCCCUGUCCUGCGGGGCCAUGUCUCCCUGUCCUGUGGGCCGUGUCUCUGUCUGGAGUGCGGCUUAGACCCUUGUGUUUUCUCUCCUGUAGACUGCACUUGGUCAAUUUUGUGGAACCUGUGGGCCUCAAUUACUCCAUGUUUGGUCCUACCUUGCUGAAUCAGGGCACCACUGCUCAGCAGGAGAAAUGGCUGCACCCGUCCAAAGGACUCCAGAUAAUUGGCACCUACGCCCAGACGGAGUUGGGCCACGCUUUGUGCACCGAGGGCGGCCUGAGCCUCUGGACCUUCACUUGGGCAUGUUCCUGCCCACCUUGCUUCACCAGGCCACCGCAGAGCAGCAGGAGCGCUUCUUCAUGCCCGCCUGGAACUUGGAGAUCAUUGGCACUUAUGCCCAGACAGAGAUGGGUCAUGGAACUCAUCUUCGAGGCUUGGAAACCACAGCUACAUAUGACCCCCAAACCCAGGAGUUCAUUAUGAAUAGUCCGACAGUCACCUCCAUUAAGUGGUGGCCUGGUGGGCUUGGAAAGACUUCAAACCAUGCAAUAGUUCUUGCUCAGCUCUACACCAAGGGGAAGUGCUACGGAUUACAUGCCUUCAUUGUACCAAUUCGGGAGAUUGGGACACACAAGCCUUUGCCAGGCAUCACCGUGGGAGACAUCGGCCCCAAGUUUGGUUACGAAGAGAUGGAUAAUGGCUACCUGAAGAUGGACAACUAUCGUAUUCCCAGAGAAAACAUGCUGAUGAAGUAUGCUCAGGUGAAGCCUGACGGUACCUACGUAAAACCGCUGAAUAACAAGCUGACCUACGGGACCAUGGUGUUUGUCAGGUCCUUCCUGGUGGGAGAGGCAGCCCGGUCUCUGUCCAAGGCCUGCACCAUUGCUAUUCGAUACAGCGCUGUGAGGCAUCAGUCUGAGAUCAAGCCCGGUGAACCAGAACCGCAGAUUUUGGAUUUUCAAACCCAGCAGUAUAAACUCUUUCCGCUCCUGGCCACAGCCUAUGCCUUCCAGUUUGUAGGCGCCUACAUGAAGGAGACCUACCAUCGGAUUAACGAAGGCAUUGGCCAAGGGGACCUGAGUGAACUGCCUGAGCUCCACGCCCUCACCGCCGGGCUCAAGGCCUUCACCACCUGGACAGCAAAUGCUGCGAUAGAACAGUGUCGGAUGGCUUGUGGGGGACACGGCUAUUCUCACAGCAGUGGCCUUCCAAAUAUUUAUGUCACUUUUACUCCCGCCUGCACCUUCGAGGGAGAAAACACCGUCAUGAUGCUGCAGACAGCGAGGUUCUUGAUGAAAAGUUACGACCAAGUGCACUCGGGGAAGCUGGUUGGAGGAAUGGUGUCCUAUCUGAAUGAGCUGCCCAGCCAGCGCAUCCAGCCGCAGCAGGUGGCAGCGUGGCCAGCCAUGGUAGACAUCAACAAUCCUGAGAGCCUCACUGAGGCAUACAAACUGCGUGCAGCCAGAUUAGUGGAACUUGCUGCAAAAAACCUUCAAGCCGAAGUGGGUCACAGGAAAAGCAAGGAGGUGGCCUGGAACCUGACCUCUGUUGACCUUGUUCGAGCCAGCGAGGCACAUUGCCACUAUGUGGUAGUUAAGCUCUUCACAGAAAAAGUCCUCAAAAUUCAAGAUAAAUCCAUUCAGUCUGUCCUAAGGAAUUUGUGCCUCUUGUAUUCUCUGUAUGGAAUCAGUCAGAACACAGGAGAUUUUCUGCAGGGGAAGAUCAUGACAGAGUCUCAGAUCAACCAAGUAAACCAGCGUGUAAAGGAGUUGCUCACCCUGACCCGCCCCAAUGCUGUUGCGUUGGUCGAUGCAUUCGACUUUAAGGAUGAGACCCUGGGUUCAGUCCUCGGCCGCUAUGAUGGCAACGUGUACGAAAAUCUGUUUGAGUGGGCAAAAAAAUCCCCACUGAACAAAACUGAGGUCCAUGAGUCUUACUACAAACACUUGAAGCCGCUGCAGUCCAAGCUCUGAAACAUCGCCAGGGCCAAGUCUAACGUGCAGAGCCGCUGCGGACAUCUGCCUGGACUCCGCGUCCAGCUGAAAAAAAGCGCAAAGCAAGGGAUAAAUUAACCCCUCUCCUCCUUCUAUAAAUGAAGAAAAAAUGAACAGAUUUCAAAGAUUAAGUGAUUAAAAAAAAAGAUGUUUUAAGUGUAACUAACAUUGAAAGAGACCUGUAAAGCAUUCAGAAAAAGCUUAAGAAAUGCAGGAUGGCCAUCUGUAAUGCUGCUGGAUCCCACAGGCCAGGCUUUUGGGAAUUAGCAGAAUUUAACUACUAAGUAGUUAAUUGUUUUCACAUUUUAAUUACUAAUCACUGGCUAUACAAGUGUUUUGAAGUUAAGGUGUUUUUAAGGCGGGCAGAGCCCUCCUGAGUGUCCAGCUCACUGUCCUCCCACCGCUCCCAGGAGUCUGGCUAGAAGAGCAGAACUGGAGGAAAUGGAAGGGGAGAGAGACUAAUGGAGAAACUUGCUGGGAAGCAGCUUGUGCCUGGGGCGCUGUCCGCACGGCCGGCCGCCUGCCUUUGCCAACUAGCUGCUCCAGACUACUCAUGGUAGCAUUUUCCAUAAGUGACUGUUGCACGGCAGGUCUUCUGUGGGACCCCUUGCGCUGAAGUUGGGAAUUUCCUUCCAUUCAAAGGAUGGCUAAGUUGCUGUAGUCUUACCAGAUCUCCCUUUGUGCCCUGUGUCUGGAAAUGAAAUUGGUAACAAAGUGACAGUCCAUGUCCAGCAUUCUGGAAGGGCCCGUGAAGGAGAGCCCCUGGCAAGGCCUCUGUGACACCCUCCCAGUAGGGUGUUCUUAGACAAGCACCUCGGCAUUAGCAAUUAAAAGGUUGAAAAUUACAGAGUAUUUGGCAUUU